Heteronotia binoei (common prickly gecko) is the source of this 2070-nucleotide messenger RNA. Its product is annotated as chemerin-like receptor 1. NCBI's taxonomy places the organism in Eukaryota, Metazoa, Chordata, Lepidosauria, Squamata, Gekkonidae. Bases 212 to 1288 code for a protein of 358 amino acids. Gene Ontology annotation, biological process: complement receptor mediated signaling pathway; positive regulation of cytosolic calcium ion concentration; phospholipase C-activating G protein-coupled receptor signaling pathway. Gene Ontology annotation, cellular component: plasma membrane. Gene Ontology annotation, molecular function: N-formyl peptide receptor activity; complement receptor activity. The record is from RefSeq and is a predicted model, not a curated record. The transcript is spliced from 2 exons.
GUGGGGCAAUAAAAGGGUCAGCAGAGGAUCAGUUUCACAACUGAACAGCUGUCAGUUGACCGAAAGACUUCAUUUUUCGUUCGUCCAGAAUCUCUUGAUCUGUUCUUCCGAGGGAAAUCCCUCACAGGAGUCCGUAUUCUCCCAUUUGGGACACUGUUCAUCCUCCGUCCAGGAGAAGACAAGCAAAAAGGAGAGUCUCCAUCAAAAGGCCAUGGACAACACAACUCAGCUUACCCCUCAUGGGGUUGCUUACCCUGGUUCCAGUGUCACCACAGCCGUCUAUUAUGACUAUUAUUAUGAUGAUGAUGAAACGAUUCUCUUCCAACAAACUUUGCGGAAAAGGCUGAACAUCCUGUCUAUAGUCAUCUAUAGCAUUGCCUUUGUUCUGGGGGUCAUUGGAAACGGGCUGGUCAUUUUCAUCACCGGCUUCCGUAUGAAGAAGACGGUCAACACCAUCUGGUUCCUCAACUUGGCCAUUGCCGACUUCACCUUCACCUUCUUCCUGCCCCUGAGCAUUGCCUACCUAGCCCUGGACUUUCACUGGCCCUUUGGGGAGGCCAUGUGCAAGUUCAACAGCAGCUUGGCCUUCGUCAACCUUUAUGCCAGCGUCUACCUCCUCAUGGUGAUCAGCAUUGACCGCUGUAUUUCCGUGUUAUGCCCUGUGUGGGCUCAAAAUCACCGGAACCCCCGAUGUGCUUCCUUCGUGGCUCUCGGGGUCUGGAUUUUGGCCCUCGUGUUGAGUUCACCGAACAUCCAUUUCAGGAAGACCCUCCAGAGGGAGGAUGGGAUCUACUGCUAUAGCAACUAUAGCCAUGAUGCCCAAAAGGCAAAAGUCACCCACCGUGCCAUGAUUAUCAGCCGUUUCAUCUUUGCCUUUGUGAUCCCCUUUCAAGUCAUCCUUAUUUGCUACGGGGCGAUUGUUCUGCGGCUGAGGAGGGACCGCUUGGCCCGGUCGAGCAAGCCCUUCAAGGUCAUCACUGCAGUGAUUGUGGCCUUUUUCGUCUGCUGGCUCCCCUAUCAUGUUUUCUCUUUCCUGGAGAUUCAAGUCUACAAGGACCCCACCCUGCAUCUGGCACUCAUUAUUGGCAUUCCUCUGACAUCCAGCCUGGCCUUCAUCAACAGCUGCCUGAACCCCAUCUUGUAUGUCUUCAUGGGUCAUGAUUUCAAGGAAAGACUGAGACGCUCCAUCCUCUCGGUAUUUGAGAACGCCUUCGCUGAGGAGGAAAGCCAGAGUACAACACAAACUAGGACCAAAUCCUCAGUGGACCUGGACCCUCAGGGCUUAUAAAUGCUGCUGAUCCUGGUUUCUAAAAUUUCCCGCUUUCCCUGCAAGACCAUUUGAUGUCUCUGUUCAUAAUUCCACACAGAACCUGCUCUGUACUGUCUGUAGGACUACGAAUUCUCUCACUACACAAGGAAGCUCAGGGGUGGAAUUCUAGCAGUAGCUCCUUCGCAUAUUAGGCCACAUCCCCUGAGGUAGACAAUCCUUUAAGAGCUUACAAGGCUCUUUUUUGUAAGCUCUUGGAGGAUUGGCUACAUCAGGGAGUGUGGCUUAAUAUGCAAAGGAGCUCCUGCUAGAAUUCCACCCGUGGGGAAUCUCCUCACUGACCUUCUCCAUUGCCCACCUGUGCCUUGAGUGGCAGCAAGAAGAAAAUAAUAAGAUCACUGCUGGCUUCCAUGCUGGUACAUCAGCUCUGGGUACAAGCUGGAAGUGGCAGUGGGUAGGUCCAGGAAUGGAUGGAAACUCUAUAGUAAAAUCGUAGACUUUCUGUCAAUUCCUAGAAUUAUCUAGGAAUAUGUGGUUGUACCCAGAGGUGACAAUGGGUUACAGAAAUUCCAUGGUUUCUUAAUCAAUCGCUCCUGCUCUAUGAUCAAGAAACAGGAUCCAAGAUGGGUCUGAGCAGACAUAUAUUAUUUUGCAUCAGGGUGUUUAGUUCUAAUUUUCCCCCUUAUAUCUUAUUUUUCCCCUUAUCAAUUUUGUAGCGGCCUAAAUUGUGUAGAUGAUUGGGGAAGGCAAUGGCAAGCCACACUGUAAAAAGUCGGCCAAUAAAACAUCGUGAUGCAACAUCA